Messenger RNA from Rotaria sp. Silwood1, 582 nucleotides. The record is from the annotation of a GenBank genome assembly. NCBI's taxonomy places the organism in Eukaryota, Metazoa, Rotifera, Eurotatoria, Philodinida, Philodinidae.
AUGAUGUAUAAAAUACGUUAUGAACAUGUUGUAAUAGUUUUUGGUGCAUGUAUUGAACCAAUUUUUAAUGCAAUUAUUAUGGAAUAUAUGUCAUUAGGUUCAUUAUAUGAUGUUUUACAUAAACAAAACGAUAAUAUAACUUUAACUUGGUUAGAUCGAUAUUCAUUAAGUUGGCAAAUGGCAAAAUCAAUAAAUUACUUACAUAAUCUUAAUCCAUCAUGGAAAACACCAGAAUUAUUAAUAUCACAUCAAGAACAUACGAAAAAAACAGAUAUAUAUAAUCUUGGAAUAACAAUGUGGGAAUUAGCAACUGGAUUAAAACCAUGGAAUGAAUAUGUUGAUGAAACAGUGAUAGAAGUUCUUAUUAAAAUAGAAGAACGAUCAAAAAUUCCAUUAGAUAUACCUGAAGAAUAUAAACAAGCAAUAGAAGAUUCUUGGAAUCAAGAUCCAUCGAAACGACCUAGUUGUUUUAAUUUAAUGGAACAAAUGCUUAAACAAAUGAAAAAUAUGAAACAAAUAGAUGAAUUAACAACAACUGCUAUAGAUUUACAUCAUCAACAAAAGAAAACAAAUCUAUGCUAA